AGUCCAUUCCACCCUAAGCUGCUCAACGCCGUCAAAACCCAGAGUAUUGACAUUGACGCUAUUCUCAAUCCGUGCCCCCUCCUCCCAAAACCCAUCCACAACGGCUCAUCAUGGCGCGAUGCCGAAGAAGAGAAAGGGCCAUUCUCACGAACUUUGGUUCUAGGCGAGUUUUGGAUCUUGCUCAAAGACUCCAUACCCGUGAUCCUAGCAUAUGCUCUACAAAACAGUCUCCAAACUGUAUCUGUGUUGAUCAUCGGACGCUCGUCGCCCGAGAACCUCGCAGCAAGUGCGUUUUCGCAGAUGUUUGCUAUGGUAACGGCUUGGAUGAUCGCCCUCGGAGGUACAACGGCUAUCGACACGCUUGCUUCCUCCUCUUUUACCGGCAGUUCAAACAAGCAUGAUCUGGGAAUCCUGCUACAACGUGGAUUCUUGGUCCUGGGGCUUUUCUAUGUACCGGUCGCUAUAUUGUGGACUUUUUCGGAACCUCUCUUCUUGUUUCUUGGACAAGACCCACAGCUUUCGCAUGAUAGCGCUAGGUUUUUAACCUGUCUGAUUCCUGGAGGCCUGGGCUACAUCUACUUCGAAGUUAUGAAGAAGUUUUUACAAGCUCAAGAAGGAAUCAUGCGAGCUGGAACUUAUGUUCUUCUCAUCACAUCGCCGCUGAAUGCCGCUCUCAACCAUUUGUUCUGCUACACGUUUGAGAUGGGUCUAUUAGGCGCGCCUCUAGCCACGGGAAUUUCUUACUGGCUCUCAUUUGCCUUGUUGGUGCUCUACGCACGCUUCAUCGAAGGCUCCGAGUGUUGGGGCGGAUGGUCUCGCGAGGCAUUCCAAAACCUCCGCACAUUCGCGCAACUCGCUCUAAUGGGAUUUAUACACGUUGGGACGGAAUGGUGGGCUUUUGAGAUAGUUGCCUUAGCGGCUGGGCGACUGGGCACCGUCUCUCUGGCUGCCCAGAGUGUGAUCAUGACAGCUGAUCAAGUACUCAACACUAUUCCUUUCGGCAUCGGGGUGGCAACAUCUGCGCGCAUUGGGAAUCUACUAGGUAAAAGGGACGAGAAAGGUGCAGCACGGGCUGCACACACGUCCGCUGCACUAAGCAUUGUCUUUGGUGGUGUUGUGCUGGCAGUUCUUAUCGGGACCCGGGACCACUUCGCGAAAUUGUUCAAUGAUGAUACGAGUGUUGUGAGACUUACAGCCGAGGUGUUGCCGUAUGUGGCGUUAUUCCAGAUUGCAGAUGGACUUAAUGGAAGUUGUGGUGGAAGUCUGCGAGGAAUGGGACGACAGCAUGUGGGGGCUUUGGUGAAUUUGGUGAGUUAUUACUGUGGUGCGCUGCCGCUGGGGAUUUGGCUUGCGUUCAAUGGCUGGGGACUACAGGGCUUGUGGGCUGGGCAGUGUAUUGCGUUGUACUUGGUGGGAAUUCUUGAGUGGAUCAUUGUCGCGCGCAGUCGUUGGGGCGCUGAAGUGCAGAAGGCUUUCCAACGCAUGGAUGUACAUGAAAGGUUAGAGGAUGGGUCUGAUUAA
Molecule: messenger RNA, 1521 nt
Organism: Penicillium brevicompactum
Lineage: Eukaryota; Fungi; Ascomycota; Eurotiomycetes; Eurotiales; Aspergillaceae
Product: MATE family efflux transporter
Exons: 3
Biological process (GO): xenobiotic detoxification by transmembrane export across the plasma membrane
Cellular component (GO): membrane
Molecular function (GO): antiporter activity; xenobiotic transmembrane transporter activity
Source: RefSeq, a predicted model, not a curated record